This is a messenger RNA of Mauremys reevesii (Reeves's turtle), 1551 nucleotides long. RefSeq names its product intercellular adhesion molecule 5-like. The transcript has 7 exons. Gene Ontology annotation, biological process: cell adhesion. The record is from RefSeq and is a predicted model, not a curated record. Bases 1 to 1551 code for a protein of 516 amino acids. Gene Ontology annotation, molecular function: integrin binding. Lineage: Eukaryota; Metazoa; Chordata; Testudines; Geoemydidae.
AUGAGACCCCAGCGGCUCCAGCAUCCCUCUCCCGGGGGCUCCCUGGCAUGGCUGCUGCUUCUCCUGGCGCUGCCGGGGGCCGCGCAGGGCUCGUUUGAGGUGAGCGUUUCACCGGAAGCUGCCAUGGUGGAGCACGGAGGGUCCGUCUGGAUAAACUGCAGCCACACGUGCCAGGAUCCUGGCGCCAGGGGCGGCCUGGAGACCUCGCUCAUCAAAACCGAUAGUAAAGGUGGACCCGGGUGGGCGGCCUUUCUCCUCGUCGGUAUCACAGAGUGGGUGUCGGUCCCUCAGUGCUACUUCAUCUGCAGUGGAGUUACGAGUGUGGUGGCUGCAAACAUCUCCUCUUACCGGGGGACGGACCCUGCACACGGAGACCUUCCAGAACCACACCGACCGACCCGCAACGUCACAGUGACCCACGAGAUCACCCCUCAGCAACGGGACCACGGGCAGGAGAUCACCUGCCACGCAGCCCUGGACCUGACGCCGCACGGGCCCCACUUCGAAAACAGCUCCUCCGCGGUGGAGCUCCAGGGUUAUGAUCUCCCAGAGCCCCAGCUCCAAACCUCCCGCUAUAUCGAGGUGGGCACCAGGGCGCCCGCCCGCUGUGGGGUGGCCGGGGUCUUCCCCGCCGCGGGAGAGGCCCGGUUCACCCUGUCCUUCGGGGGAGAGAGCCUGAACCUCACCGUCACCACAUCGGGCGACAUGGCCGCCGCCGAGGGCAAGGUUUGGUCCCUGUCCCCGGGAGAGCGCGAGCUGAACUGCACCGUGACCGUGGGGCCCGUGUCCAGAUCCGCAGGGCAGAGCGUUCUCGUCUACAGUCUCCCCGAGCCUGUCCUGGAGGUGACUGAGUCCCGACCCGUCGUUAACAGCAGCGUGACCGUUACGUGCCGUUCCCCUGAGGCCGACCCCCAGGGCGUCCUGCUCCAGCUCAGAGACGCCAAGGGAGUCCUGGUCUCCAGCGCCCCCGCCCAGCCCCGUGUGCAGCUCCAGCUGAAGGCUGGCGAGGAAGACGACGGGAGGGAGUUCACGUGUGAAGCAAGGCCUGGCUCAGGCAUCCCCGCCGUGAAACGCACGUCCGCCAGGCUCACUGUCCUCUACGGGCCCAGGAUGGACGACUCCGGCUGCCCCAGGGAGUGGAUCUGGAAGGAGGGGACGGAGCAGAGCUUUUCCUGCCUGGCCCGGGGGAACCCAGCGCCAGCCGUGGAGUGCACGAGGGACGGGGUGUCCGUCAGCAUCGGGGUGCAGCGGCAGGUCAGCAGAGAGGACGCCGGGACCUACCACUGCAACGCAUCCAACGCGUACGGCUGGGUCAGCCGGGAUGUGACCGUCCAGGUGGAGUACUUCGACAUCCUGCCGUUGGUCCUGGGGCUGGUCGCUGCGGCUGCUGCUGGGGCCGGACUAGCCGCGUGGGGCUACAUGUACUAUCGCUCCAAGAGAAUCCGCAAGUACCGGCUCCGACAGCAGCAGGCCAAGCAGGCCAAGCCGGCCGAGCAGAUGAGCCUGAAUGGGGCCGCCCAGAACACACCUGCUGUGGAGCACAGCGUCUAG